UAUUGCUCGCUAACGCUCGCAAUACUCCUCGCUGCUCUCCUGCCACCUCCCAUCCACCGCAUCACCGUCAUGAAGCCCGAUACCAAAAAAACCGCAGAGAACGCCCAAGAAGACGCGCUCCUCGAGCACAUUCAAAAACGUAUUCGAAACUUUACCAAGAAAAAACAAAAAAUCGUCAAGCUCAAGGAGCAGGAUGCUGAGGCGCCGGGUUCUUUGAAUGCUGACCAACGCGCGUCUCUUCGGGGUGAAGAGGCUGUUAUGACAGCGUUGCACGAGUUAGAGGAUCUGCAGUCGCUAGUCGUCUCGACGCGUAAUAAGCUCGCCCAGCAGCAGAAAAAACAAGCAGAACGCGAACGUGUCGCACACGAAAAUCAGCUUGCGUCUCGAUACGCGGACGGUCUGGCUGACGGACGCCAGGAGGUGACGAGUCUGGUCCGUUUCCUGCGUUUUGCCAGCUUCAACUGCGUCCAUCCAUCUGCCGACACCGACCUGAACACGGCAGUUGAGAAGCUGCUCGUCCUCGUCUACGAGGGCAGCGAGACCUCCCAGCAGGCAGUCGCCGAUCUGCGUGCCGGCUCCGAGUCCAAGCUCGACGGCACGCCUGUGACGUAUGCCACGCUGGCUGAACGCGUGCAGGCCUUCUUCCGCCCCGAGGAGCCUUCCGCGGAGGAGGACGGCUCGGCCGCGGCCCAGUCUUCUCCAGAGACGACGCCGGAGGAGACGGCACGCUCGUCGCCUCCGGCCCAGGGCGAGCUGGACGCCGAGGCCGAAGCCGCGGGUGUUUCCGCGGUUGAGUCCGGAAACGCCGCCGGCAUUGAGGGCGCGGACAUUGAGCCAACGACGCGUCCGCUGGCGAAGGGCAUCCAAUUCCUGAACGAGAGUGAGAUUGAGGGCACGCAACCGCGCGAGGACGCGCUGCCGGGCGAGUCGUCCGUGCCGCGCUCGGCCAGCAGCUCGUCGAACCCGGCCCCCACAAACGCCGAGACAGAGCUGUAUGAGGACAUUGUGGCCCCCGCCACAGAGCCGGCCCCCACACAGGAACAGAUGCAGCGUGCCAUGUACACUAUGACACCCGAAUGGGUUCGUCCCCACAAUUCGUCUCGCGGACGCGGACGUGGUAGAGGACGUGGACGAGGCCGUGGCCGCGGACGCGGUCGCGGCAACGGUGAGCGGUAGAAACGAUAAUAACGAGUAACGAUUUAUGCACCGAG
Schizosaccharomyces japonicus yFS275 is the source of this 1211-nucleotide messenger RNA. Its product is annotated as fungal protein. Bases 70 to 1176 code for a protein of 368 amino acids. The record is from RefSeq and is a predicted model, not a curated record. The transcript is spliced from 2 exons. Gene Ontology annotation, cellular component: cytoplasmic stress granule. NCBI's taxonomy places the organism in Eukaryota, Fungi, Ascomycota, Schizosaccharomycetes, Schizosaccharomycetales, Schizosaccharomycetaceae.